Molecule: messenger RNA, 910 nt
Organism: Aethina tumida (small hive beetle)
Lineage: Eukaryota; Metazoa; Arthropoda; Insecta; Coleoptera; Nitidulidae
Exons: 2
Coding region: 42-872 (276 amino acids)
Biological process (GO): multicellular organism development; proteasome-mediated ubiquitin-dependent protein catabolic process
Cellular component (GO): cytoplasm
Molecular function (GO): ubiquitin conjugating enzyme binding; ubiquitin protein ligase activity
Source: RefSeq, a predicted model, not a curated record
AGUAUCCUCAUUUUAAACAGUGUUGCACGUUAAAAUAUAUAAUGAAUAGUUUAGAUCACAUUUGCAGAUGUCCAGUUUGUUUGGAGACCUUUGGAGGAAAAAUAUUCGUCUGCCUUCAAGGUCAUAGUUUUUGUGAAUCAUGUUCAACACAUAUUUCGGUAUGUCCUAUUUGCCGGCUACCCACUACAAUGUGCAGAAACUUGCAAAUGGAAAAAGCAAUGGGACAGCUUCAAGAAAUAAAGCAACUCGUCAAAAAAAGGCAAUCAGCCCACGUUAAAGCUUUCAACUGCAAAAAAUGUAAAGAUCAUCUAAAUGGACCAAUAUAUCUGUCUCACGACGGUUAUAAUUAUUGUGAAAAAUGUUUUUCACCCGUGAUAAUUAGAAACUAUUUAGCUGAAGCUCUUUUGGAAAAAAUACAACAUAAAACACCUGGAGAAAACUUGAAUAAAGUCCAAAAAUCACAAGUUAAUGAAGAGAGUACUUGUCCAAUUAAAAAUUGUGACUAUGCAGGAUCACAGGAGUGUGUACAAUCUCACGUGCUAAAUGAACAUCCAAAGUUAGUAACAAAAAUUUCAAAAAGAAGCUUCUAUACACUUAAAUUAAAGGAUAAAGAUCAAAGUGGAGUAAAAUUGGUUUAUUAUAAUUCAAUAGUAUUCAAAAUUCUUUAUAAAAUAGACAUUAAAAGCAAAAGAUUAUUUCUAAAUGCCGUUCCAUUAGUGGAAGAUGGGAUGAAAUAUAAAAUGGAUGUUACAUUCGGUCAUGUUUUGUGUAACAAAAAGACAAAACCUGAAUGUGGAUUAAUUGUGAAACGGGAACAGUCAUAUGAUAGACUAGAUAGAAUACACAAGAUUAACAUAUCACUAUUUUUUUAGAAUUAAUAUUAGUUUUAAUAAAUUUUGGUACUAUAUAA